CGCAGUACUACUGCUCGCGCGCCGCGACGCCUCUGCUGAACAUUUCGCUCUCUUCCCAGAUAUUUUUUUCCUCCUCACGAUUCCUCCUUCCUCCCAUCCUUCAGGGGAUUCACCUGCUCACCCGUACGUGCACGAGAUGUGCCAGCCUCGGGUUGCCGCCGCCUCCGCCGCCGCAGCCGCUGCCGACGUCGAGGUCGUCACCUCCUCCGGUCGCCGGAGGAUCCCCGCGCAUUCCUCUGUUCUUGCGUCGGCGUCGCCGGUGCUGGAGAGCAUCCUGCAGCGCCGCCUGAAGAAGGACGCCGCCGCCGCCGCCGGCGGCGGCGGAGGCAAGGUUGGCAGAGCAGUCGUCCGGAUCCGCGGCGUCACCGACGACGCCGCGGCGGCCUUCGUCCGCCUCCUCUACGCCGGCAGCAGCGGUGAUGAGGAGGAGAUUGACGAGAAGAGCGCGGUGCAGUUGCUGGUGCUGGCGCACGCGUACCGGGUGCCGUGGCUGAAGCGGCGGUGCGAGGAGGCGAUCGGGUCGCGGCUGACGGCGGAGACGGUGGUGGACACGAUGCAGCUGGCCGGGCUGUGCGACGCGCCGCAGCUGCACCUGCGGUGCACCAAGCUGCUCGCCAAGGAGUUCAAGGCCGUGGAGAAGACGGAGGCGUGGCGCUUCCUCCAGGAGAACGACCCCUGGCUCGAGCUCGACAUCCUCCAGCUCCUCCACGACGCCGACCUGCGGCGGCGGAGGUGGCGGCGUAAGAGGGCGGAGCAGGGGGUGUACGUGGAGCUGAGCGAGGCGAUGGGUUGCCUGACCCACAUCUGCGAGGAGGGGUGCACGGAGGUCGGCCCGGUGGGGCGGGCGCCGGCGCCGGCGCCGGCGCCGUGCCCGGCGUACGCGACGGCGUGCCGCGGCCUGCAGCUCCUGAUCCGCCACUUCUCCCGGUGCCACCGCGCCAGCUGCACGCGGUGCCAGCGCAUGUGGCAGCUGCUCCGCCUCCACUCCGCGCUCUGCGACCUCCCCGACGGCCGCUGCAACACCCCUCUCUGCAUGCAGUUCAGGCGAAAGGAGGAGCAGAAGGCGGCGGCGAAGGCCGGCGAUGACGACGACAAAUGGGGGCUUCUGGUGAAGAAGGUGAAGGUUGCAAGGGCCAUGUCUUCCCUGGGCAAGAGGAGGCAGAUGAGUUGCUCUCAGUGCUAGCAAGUGUAAUCACGGCAUCAGCCUGAGACAGUUUAAGAAUUAGAGUACAGUAUGUUUUAGUUGGAGUGUACUGUAGUACUAGAUAAGCAUAGGGGAUGAGUGUAUUGAAGUGACCUAUUUUUUUUUUCUUUUUUUUUUGGUUUCUUUAAGAUGGUUUGGUCUCUCAAGCUUGAGUUACUUCACUGUCUUCUCUUUGUAGAGUUCUUUGUUCUUUCUGUGGUGAGAAAUGGGCUUAAAUUUGUUGUAAAAAUUGCCUGUAUGUUAAAUAAACAUAUAAUUGCAAGGUAUUUGGUAAAUCAUGACGAAUGAUGCCUGCAU
Molecule: messenger RNA, 1501 nt
Organism: Oryza brachyantha (malo sina)
Lineage: Eukaryota; Viridiplantae; Streptophyta; Magnoliopsida; Poales; Poaceae
Product: BTB/POZ and TAZ domain-containing protein 2
Exons: 5
Coding region: 137-1183 (348 amino acids)
Cellular component (GO): nucleus
Molecular function (GO): protein binding
Source: RefSeq, a predicted model, not a curated record